Molecule: messenger RNA, 919 nt
Organism: Thermothielavioides terrestris NRRL 8126
Lineage: Eukaryota; Fungi; Ascomycota; Sordariomycetes; Sordariales; Chaetomiaceae
Exons: 1
Coding region: 26-421 (131 amino acids)
Biological process (GO): transmembrane transport
Cellular component (GO): membrane
Molecular function (GO): ATPase-coupled transmembrane transporter activity
Source: RefSeq, a predicted model, not a curated record
CGGCGGGCGGAUGGAUCCCGGCUCAAUGAGCGCCGGGCAGAGACAGCUGGUCGCGCUGGCGCGCGGGGUGGUGCGGCGGCGGGUGAGGGCGCGGCUCGCGGCGGAGAGGGGGCACGGACGGGGGGGCCAGGAGGAGGCGCCGGAAGGGGGCAUCCUGCUCCUGGACGAGGUCAGUUCCAGCGUCGACCGCGAGACGGAGCGGGUCAUGCGCGAGGUGAUACGCGCCGAGUUUGCCGCGUACACGGUUGUUGCGGUCAGCCACCGGCUGGAGAUGGUGAUGGACUAUGACCGGGUGGUGGUCAUGGACCGCGGGGAGAUUGUGGAGGUCGGGGAGCCGAGGGUGUUGGCUUCGCAGGCGGGGAGCAGGUUUGGGGAGUUGGUGAGAGCCGGGGGGGCAAUGACGGGGGAGGGAGAGUUGUAACGCUGACAGGUGUCUGUGGUGCGGCCGGGAGAGCUGGACAUGGGAGAAGUGGAUAGUUUGCCUCAUAUAUAUCACGAUAUGCAAUCUCUGCAAACGGUAUCAAACGCUACAUAUCAACCGGAAGAUCGAAUCUUGCGCUCUUGAGUCCGUGGCUGUCCGUCUGAUGCUGCACUUUCUCAAAAUAGUUCACAAACAUCGCCUCACACUGGUCGCAACGCAGAUCGGACUACAGCACCAGCGUUAGGGUGAAUCCACAAUUAACUUAUGCUCCUGUCCCCCUGCUCUACGCGAUCCCUGGCUGAACUCACCUUGCGCACAUAGGGCUCCUCAAACCAGAACGGCUGCUCCUCAGUGACGACGACAAACAAGCCAUUCAAACCCUCGGCGUCCUCGGGCUCCCAGCGGAGCAUCUUGCCGUCCGGCCCGCGCCCGCUCUCGUCGGCGAACUCCCGGAUCGCGUCCCGCAGCUCGGCGAAGCCGGCCGGCGGCUCGCCCGCC